ACAACAAUACAACAGGAGUCAAGAGACAAUUAUUGUGCCAAUACUUGAAUACCCUACUCACUACUCAGCCAGAUUCUGGCAAUGUGUCAGUUCCGACCUGAUUCCGUCAAGAAUUUUGUAUUCCAAGUAGCGGCGGCUUUUACAGCGUGUGCAAGGACAUGGACAACAUUAGUUUUUUCCCCAACGGAAAUGCUAGCUUUGUACUAGUAUUAAAUUUAGAGCUCUGUCUUGAUACACGUGCUUGUCAAUUUAAAGGUGGCGGACCCCUUGACUCGGUGCAUUUCCUGCUGUAUGUGUUGAUUCACCACUACACGAGAAAUGGCAAAGAAUCAGCAACAGAAAGUUCAUGCAAUUAUGAUUCCCUACCCUUUUCAAGGCCAUGUCAUUCCUUUUGUUCAUCUUGCCAUGAAGCUUGCCUCAAGAGGCUUCACAAUCACCUUUGUCAACACUCAUGUUGUUCACCAGCAAAUUUCUCAAGCUCAGACCAACAUGACUAGUGCCCAUGAUAUCUUCGAUGAGGCCAGGAAGUCGGGGCUAGAUAUUCGUUAUGCAACUGUUAGUGAUGGUCUGCCAUUGGAUUUGGAUCGGUCUCUUAACCAUGACCAGCACCAGGAGUCUCUGUUGCAGGCCUCUGGCUCUCAUGUUGAUCAACUUAUUGGAAAGCUGGUAGCUGAGAAUGCAGAUGCUCCGGUCACUUGUUUGAUUGCCGAUACCUUUUUUGUAUGGCCUUCACUCAUUGCUAAAAAGUAUAAUCUUGUUUAUGUUUCAUUCUGGACAGAACCUGCCUUGGUGUUCACUUUGUAUUAUCACUUGGAUCUCCUUAAGCAGAAUGGUCAUUUUGCUUCCAAGGAUAAUCGUCGUGACACCAUAGACUACAUACCUGGAGUUGAAGCAAUUGAGCCAAGGGACCUGAUGUCAUAUCUACAAGCGACUGAUAUAACAACGGUCCUGCAUCGGAUCAUUGACAAGGCAUUUGCGGAUGUGAAAAAGGCAGAUUUUGUUAUAUGUAACACGGUCCAAGAGCUUGAACAAGACACACUCAGUGCAUUGAAUCAAAAGCAGCCAGUUUAUGCAAUUGGUCCCAUUUUGGCUAAUGAUUUUGCUAAGACAAAAAUAGCCAUGAGCCUGUGGUCAGAAUCAGACUGUAGCCAGUGGCUCAACACUAAGGCCAAUGGUUCUGUUCUGUAUGUUUCAUUUGGUAGCUAUGCUCAUGUUAGUAAACAUGAUAUAGUGGAGAUAGCCCACGGGCUUUUACUCAGUGGAGUCAACUUUGUUUGGGUGCUAAGGCCUGAUAUUGUAAGUUCUGAUGACACUGAUAUUUUACCAGAAAAAUUUGAAGAGAAUGCUAGACAAAAAGGUUUGAUUGUGCCAUGGUGCCAUCAAAUUGCUGUACUGUCACAUCCCGCGAUAGGAGGUUUCUUAACUCAUUGCGGAUGGAAUUCAAUCAUGGAAAGCAUAUGGUGUGGCAUUCCAUUGAUUUGUUUUCCUAUAUUGACAGAUCAAUUUACUAAUAGAAAAUUAGUGGUGCACGACUGGAAGCUUGGAAUAAAUUUGUGCAACGAAAAGACGAUAUCAAGAGAGCAAGUGUCAAAAAACAUUGCUGGCCUGAUGUGCGAUGAAAUAUUGAAUACUAAGUUGAUGAACGAGAUGAAGAAAGUGAGGAGAACACUAGAGAAUGCUACAGAUGGAUCCUCGGACAAAAAUUUUGAGGAUUUCAUCAAUGCUGUGAAAGUUAAUAUUGUUAGUAGAUAGAUUCAUUAACCUGGCUAAGUUGUCAUCUGAUGCUCUUAUUACUCGUGUACUAGAAUGUUUGCUAUCGUUUUAGUUGCUACAUGUGCAAAAUAAAUUUGUGGUGAUAGUCUGGAAGAGCUUAAAGUAAUCGACCAGUUCAACCGUUGAAUGAAGACGUGAAUUUGUACUAUA
Daucus carota subsp. sativus is the source of this 1923-nucleotide messenger RNA. Its product is annotated as UDP-glycosyltransferase 86A1. Gene Ontology annotation, molecular function: UDP-glucosyltransferase activity. NCBI's taxonomy places the organism in Eukaryota, Viridiplantae, Streptophyta, Magnoliopsida, Apiales, Apiaceae. The transcript is spliced from 3 exons. The coding region runs from base 319 to 1752 and encodes 477 amino acids. The record is from RefSeq and is a predicted model, not a curated record.